GGCAAAGGGCCCUGCGGAGAAAAAAUGCAUUAAUACCAAAAUCCAUAGAAGAUUAAAAAGCUUUAGAGAGCUUCAAAGUUAGAGUCAAUUAGCCAAAGGGUUUGAGGCGUAGUUCUCUAGUAUGCAGGGCAAGGAAGAAGAUGACUAGGAAAAUAGAGGAAGGGUCUCUCAUUGAUGGGCAUAUGACUUUCGAGUCACCUGGAGUCAUACCUUCUUAUCCAUUUCUCUUUCUGCUCAUUGAGUUAAAUUUCCCGGUUUGCAAAUGUUGGAAACAUGCUCAGGCUUCAGAAGGGAUCUUCACGGAUAUCCCGAUAGUAUAUGAAUAUAAGCGCUUCCAGCGUGCCGGGUUUCACGAUACCAAGCACAAAGAUCUUACCCUCUACGAGGGAAAGCCGAACAAACAUAAUAAUGCAGCAUGGGAGCAUCUGCUUGAAGUCGGAGUUGUAGCCAUCUCACGAGAAGAAAACGAAAGACUCAAGAAUGGCACUGCGACAACGCCAGCCAAUUCGAAUGAGUACAUGGUGGAACUUGAAUUAUUUCAUCAACUCCAUUGCUUGAAAUGGAUCCGCGACCAGCUCUGGGAACUGGAGGAGGUAGUCUCUAGUCGCAAGAAACUCGGCGAGUUCUCUCAACGAACAGAUCAUAAUGACCAUUGCAUCGACUACCUUCGACAAUCUAUCAUGUGCCACGGCGAUGUAACUCCCAUCACUUUUGAGUGGAACUCUGAGAUUAACAACUAUCUGGGUCAUCAUAGCACAGAGCACCAAUGUAGAGAUUUUAAUCAGAUUUUCAAUUGGGCCAAGGGACGAGGAAGAACAGGAUUGAUGGCUGACGGGGCACAUCAAAAUGUAGAGCUUGAGAGGCCCGAAAUGUACGAUUAA
Molecule: messenger RNA, 881 nt
Organism: Xylaria bambusicola
Lineage: Eukaryota; Fungi; Ascomycota; Sordariomycetes; Xylariales; Xylariaceae
Exons: 6
Coding region: 141-881 (246 amino acids)
Biological process (GO): mycotoxin biosynthetic process
Source: RefSeq, a predicted model, not a curated record